This is a messenger RNA of Capsicum annuum, 1085 nucleotides long. RefSeq lists its product as uncharacterized. The transcript is spliced from 2 exons. Bases 1 to 1014 code for a protein of 337 amino acids. Gene Ontology annotation, molecular function: protein dimerization activity. The record is from RefSeq and is a predicted model, not a curated record. NCBI's taxonomy places the organism in Eukaryota, Viridiplantae, Streptophyta, Magnoliopsida, Solanales, Solanaceae.
AUGACGACUCGUAUUCGCAAAGUGAAAUUUUCUUUAGAGAAGAUGGUCAUGGAUGAUGAAUGGAAGAAUUAUAAGGGGGAUAAGGGAAUUGGAGCCAAAACUCGUGCAGUAAAAUUCUUUAUAAUGAAUGAUGAGAAGUGGGAUAAUAUUGAUUACUUUUGGAAGUUUACGGAACCUAUUGUCGAUAUGCUUAGAGAUGCUGAUCUAGAUGGUCCAAAAUUACACCUUAUUUAUGAUAUGUGGGACUCAAUAAUUGAGAAGGAUAAAAAAAUAAUUUUUGAGCAUGAGGGAGAAAAUCUUAUUUCUGGCCAAUCAAAUUUUUUUAAUUCCAUUCAUGGUGUUCUAGUGGCUAGGUGGAACAAAAAAAACACCCCUUUACAUUGUAUGACACAUUCUUUGGUCCCCAAGUACUAUCAUCAAUCAUGGCUUCAAGGAGAAAAUGAAAUUCAACGGGUAGCUCCUAAUGAAGAUUUAGAAAUUGCAUCGAAUAGAAUAAAGUGUUUUCAAAGGUACUUUGAUUCUAAUCAAAUGACACAAGUUUCAUUGGAGUAUGGAAAAUUUUGUACCAUGGGUGAUUAUUUUGGUGAGCCUCAUGUGAUUGAUAUUAUGGAGUAUGAAGAUCUUCUUUCUUGGUGGGAAAAUCAUGGUGUCUCGACUCCACUUUUGCAACAGUUAGCUUACAAGUUGCUUACUCAACCGGCUUCUUCCUCUUGUUGUGAAAGAAAUUGGAGCACAUAUUCUAUGAUCCACAACAUCAAGAGAAAUAAGUUAGCAACUUCAAGAGUCGAAGAUUUAGUGUUUGUCCAUUAUAAUCUACGAUUGUUAUCUCGUAAGAAAGAGAAAUAUAUAAAUGGGCCAAGCAAGUAUUGGGAUGUAGGUGGAGAUCAAUUUGAAGUUGAGGAUACAAUUAAUAAUUUAACCGAGCUAUCAAUAGAUGAACCUCAAUUGGAAGGAGUGUUUUUUGAUGAAGAAUUUGAAGAUUUGGAAGAAGUUGAAGAAGACGCAGAAGAGUAGUUAACUUAAGUAACUUGAUUGUGGACAUUUCUUUUUGUUCGUUAGUUUUGAAUUAAUGUCUUAAGUUUGGA